AUGAGUGAUUCUCCCAAGUCCCAGCUAACGCAACUCCAAAAUUACUACCUUGUGGCUGACUUUAACAGUCCAGAAGAAAGCUUGUUUCUAAGGAUUGUGUCUGCGAGUCAGGAUUCCCGAUCCAGAGACAAUGGCCCCGAUGGAAUGGAGCCUGAAGGCAUCAUCGAGAGCAACUGGAAUGAGAUUGUUGACAGCUUCGAUGACAUGAACCUCUCAGAGUCCCUCCUCCAUGGCAUCUAUGCCUAUGGUUUUGAUGUGAUCGCUCAAGCCCAAUCUGGGACAGGAAAAACAGCCACUUUUGCCAUAUCAAUUCUGCAACAGAUUGAAUUGGACCUAAAGGCCACCCCAGCCUUGGUCCUGGCACCCACUAGAGAAUUGGCACAGCAGAUAUAGAAGGUAGUCAUGGCUUUAGGAGAUUACAUGGGUGCUUCCUGCCAUGCCUGCAUUGGAGGUACCAAUGUGCAUGCUGAGGUGCAGAAGCUGCAGAUGGAAGCUCCUCAUAUCAUUGUGGGCACCCCAGGCCAUGUGUUUGAUAUACUUAACCGCAGAUACCUGUCUCCCAAAUACAUCAAGAUGUUUGUACUGGAUGAAGCUGACGAAAUGUUAAGUCGUGGAGUCAAGGACCAGAUCUAUGACAUAUUCCAAAAGCUCAAUAGCAACACCCAGGUGGUUUUGCUGUCGGCUACAAUGCCCUCCGAUGUGCUUGAGGUGACCAAGAAGUUCAUGAGGGACCCUAUUCAGAUUCUUGUCAAGAUGGAAGAGUUGACUCUGGAGGGUAUCCGCCAAUUCUACAUCAAUGUGGAACGAGAGGAGUGGAAGCUGGACACACUGUGUGACCUGUAUGAAACCUUCACCAUCACCCAGGCAGUCAUCUUCAUCAACACUCGAAGAAAGGUUGAUUGGCUCACUGAGAAGAUGCACUUCACUGCCUCUGCCAUGCAUGAAGAUAUGGACCAAAAGGAACGAGAUGUAAUCAUGAGGGAGUUUCGCUCUGGCUCUAGUAGAGUAUUGAUUACCACUCACCUUCUGGCCAGAGGCAUUGAUGUGCAGCAGGUUUCUUUAGUCAUCAACUAUGAUCUUCCCACCAACAGGGGAAACUAUAUCCACAGAAUCGGUCGGGGUGGACGUUUUGGCUGUAAGGGUGUGGCUAUUAAUAUGGUGACAGAAGACAAGAGGACUCUAGACAUUGAAACCUUCUACAACACUUCCAUUGAAGAGAUGCCCCUCAAUGUUGCUGACCUCAUCUGAGAGGGGCUGGCCUGCCACCUCACCCCAGCCAGGGUUCAGUCCU
Molecule: messenger RNA, 1291 nt
Organism: Pteronotus mesoamericanus
Lineage: Eukaryota; Metazoa; Chordata; Mammalia; Chiroptera; Mormoopidae
Product: eukaryotic initiation factor 4A-I-like
Molecular function (GO): RNA helicase activity; RNA binding; ATP binding
Source: RefSeq, a predicted model, not a curated record